GCUGAAUGCAUUAAUCUAAUGAGAUGUGUGCAGCCGGAGCGCGGGGCUGCUGGAGACUAACUGUGAGCCACUGACACCCCGGCGGACGCGUAGCUUUUUGCAGGACGCGGUGUGCAGGUAGCGAAAGUCUUCUGCCUCCUGAGCGGACCUUCCCGGCCUGGGAACGAACCCGACCAGGCUCUGGUGCACCCGCUGUAGCACCUCUUCUGCCUGUGAAGGAUUUGUCACUUCUCCUGCAAGACUGGCACCGGCAGAAAUGCAGUCUCAGAGGACCCCUGGGCGAAAGCGAGGCCGACCCCCACUGCACUCAACACCCGUGACGAUGGCAGUUCACAACCUUUAUUCUGCUUCCGCUGGUUCUUUGCCAGCAGUGAAGAUCCCAAAGAAAAGAGGGCGGAAACCUGGGUACAAGCUCAAGUCUCCAGUUCUUCUGACUCCGUUGGCCCUCUCACCUCUACGGAGUACGCCGGAGCCCGACCUCAGCUCCAUCCCUCAGGAUGCAGCCACCAUCCCCAGCGUGGGAGUCCCUCAGGCUCUCACAGUCUGCCUCUACAUCAAUAAGCAGGCCAACGCCGGGCCCUACCUGGAGAGGAGGAAGCUGCAGCAGCUCCCGGAGCACUUCGGGCCCGAGCGGCCGUCGGCGGUCCUGCAGCAGGCCGUGCAGGCGUGUAUCGACUGUGCGCACCAGCAGAAGCUGGUCUUCUCCCUGGUCAAGCAGGGCUAUGGCGGUGAGAUGGUCUCGGUCUCGGCGUCCUUUGACGGGAAACAGCACCUGCGGAGCCUGCCUGUGGUGAACAGCGUGGGGUACGUCCUCCGCUUCCUCGCCAAGCUGUGCCGCAGCCUCCUGUGCGAUGACCUCUUCAGCCACCAGCCUUUCCCCAGGCGCUCCAGUGCCUCCGAGGAAGCCCCGGAGAACCAGGAAGGCAGGAUGGAGACAGCCAAGACCUUCGCCGCCGCAGAGUGCCGCCUGGCGGCUGCCGCGGGCAUGAGCCGCUACAGCCUGGACCCCGCCGGCCCCGCCUUCGGCCCGCGGGGCCCCGCGCCCGCCGCGCCCUCGCUGUACUGCAAGAGGCAGCACUCCGGAGACGGCCCCCGCACCGGCCCCCUGUCUUCCGGAGGCCCCCCGGCACCGGGGCUGAGGCCCCCGGGCUGCAGCCCCAAGAGGAACGGGACCUCUCUGGAAGGAAACAGAUGCGCCUCAAGCCCUUCUCCAGACGGGCAGGAUGGCAGGCGGCCAAGGAGCAGGAACCCGUCCACCUGGACCGUGGAGGACGUGGUACGGUUCGUGAAAGACGCUGACCCGCAGGCUCUGGGGCCUCAUGUGGAGCUCUUCAGAAAGCACGAGAUUGACGGCAAUGCCCUCUUGUUGCUGAAGAGUGACAUGAUUAUGAAGUACCUGGGCCUGAAGCUAGGACCUGCGCUGAAGCUCUGUUACCAUAUUGACAAACUGAAGCAGGCCAAGUUCUGAAAGUUUCUAGAAGACAGAAGCAAAAUCCAGACAGCAGAUCUCGAGAUCAUCUCUGCCUUACCAACAUCCAGCCACCAUGGAAAAACAGAUUCUCUUCUCAAAACAACAGGCACAGAGACGGGGUCUUUUUACAAAACGCCUUGCCUUUU
This is a messenger RNA of Pipistrellus kuhlii (Kuhl's pipistrelle), 1617 nucleotides long. RefSeq names its product Scm polycomb group protein like 4 (gene SCML4). The record is from RefSeq and is a predicted model, not a curated record. Gene Ontology annotation, molecular function: protein binding. The transcript has 8 exons. The coding region runs from base 257 to 1468 and encodes 403 amino acids. NCBI's taxonomy places the organism in Eukaryota, Metazoa, Chordata, Mammalia, Chiroptera, Vespertilionidae.